Messenger RNA from Pomacea canaliculata, 3228 nucleotides. RefSeq names its product N-acyl-phosphatidylethanolamine-hydrolyzing phospholipase D-like. Gene Ontology annotation, cellular component: cytoplasm; membrane-bounded organelle. The transcript is spliced from 7 exons. Lineage: Eukaryota; Metazoa; Mollusca; Gastropoda; Architaenioglossa; Ampullariidae. Gene Ontology annotation, molecular function: N-acylphosphatidylethanolamine-specific phospholipase D activity; zinc ion binding. The coding region runs from base 587 to 1822 and encodes 411 amino acids. The record is from RefSeq and is a predicted model, not a curated record. Gene Ontology annotation, biological process: N-acylphosphatidylethanolamine metabolic process; N-acylethanolamine metabolic process.
CUGUCUCGUUCUAGUAGUUAAUCUGAAAUAUGGCUCAAGCAGAAGCUUUGUACACUCCUGCCUCGUUUUAGUAGUCAACUGGGAAAAAAAAAUCGUCUGCCAGCAGUCCAGGAAUACACGUGCGAGAUUUUAUAUGUCACAACUCUCACCGUGCUCAACCAUAACAAUUAAGCCAUUGGAUGCUGUCCCUUUGAGAGGCAAUAGUUGUUACACUAGUAAAGGGAGAAAUUUCAGCUACAUUUCAUUAAAGACUGAUGUAAUUUCUUGCUUAAAUGAUAUUCUGAUAGUGAUAUCUUUAUACCAUGUCUGCUCAUGUGCGGUGAUAUAUUUAUAGACGUUGUGUAAUCCAUGACUUGCAUGUCAGUAGCGAAAAGAGAUCUGUGUAUGUCGGGUGCCGUUUGGUGUACGGCUCAACGAAGCUUUGUGCUACUCCAGAAUAUUUCGUCCGUAAACGUCUAGACAUUUGACAGCUACAGAAUAACUAUAAAUUUAAUAGGUUAAGGAAGGCGCAAUCGUCAAUUUAUUCAACCAUUUCAAGGAACACAGCGCGGAGUCAUACAGUCUGACCAUCCAAAUAAGUAACUGCAUGGUGGAACAGAUGAGGGAGCUGGCUGUGCUAUCUGCUGGUAUUGUGUCAACAUUGGUCAUUGCCUACAACCAGUUAUUUAAGGUGCCAACUGUAAAUCUUUCCAAAGGGGUGAUAGAAACCUAUGGUGAUCAAGAAAUAAUGGCAGAAUCUGACGAGGCUUCAAAAGACUCUGAUGGAUGUUUGCAGCAAACACGAUCUCUUGGUAACAUAGAGGAGGAAUACUCUAUGCCAGUAAUUAAAAAUGGUAAAUUUCACAACCCAUGGGAUACGUGGAGACAACCUUCAUUUUCUGGUAUUAUGAAGUUGUUCAUAACCACCAAGAAUGAAACUAAUUUGCCCUCAGAAGAGGACCUGGAUGAAAUUCUUCCCAUUUUCACACCAGACAUCAGAGAAUUUGACAGAUCACUGAUAUCAGGAGUUCGUAUGUUGUGGAUUGGCCAUGCAACAGUUGUUGCUCAGCUUGAUGGCUUCACCGUCAUGACUGACCCUGUUUUUAGUAUGAGGUCCUCUCCAAUCCAAGCAAUUGGUCCAAAACGUAUCAGAAAGCCACCUUGUACCAUAGAGGAACUUCCUAAAGUUGAUGCAGUAGUGAUUAGCCACAACCAUUAUGAUCACUUGGAUUAUGCAAGUGUUGUGGCUCUCAACCAAAGGUUUGGCGAGAAUCUACAGUGGUUUGUGCCUAUGGGACUCAAGGGGUGGAUGAACAAUGCUGGCUGUGAGAAUGUUGUGGAGAUGACUUGGUGGCAAGAACAUGAGGUACAGAGUCACCCAGGUGUGAAAGUGGCUUGUACGCCUUGCCAGCAUUGGUGUAAACGAAAUGUUUCGGACACUAAUGAGGUUCUUUGGAGCAGCUGGUGCAUCCUAGGGCCCAAAAAUUCUUUCCAUUUUGCAGGCGACACAGGCUACUGCUGUGGUUUUAAGCAAAUUGGCCGCAAAUAUGGUCCUUUUACUGCAGCUGCCAUUCCCAUUGGUGCAUAUCAUCCUAGGUGGUUUAUGAGUCCGCAGCAUGUAGACCCCCAGCAAGCAGUGGAUAUUCAUCAAGACAUUCAGUCCAAGAGUUCCCUUGGAAUCCACUGGGGUACCUUUAUGCUAACAUAUGAGCCUUAUCUUGAGCCCAGAGAGCUGCUAAAACUGGAACUAGAGAAGCGUGAGAUGAAUCCUUCAUCCUUUGUCACUGUCAACCAUGGUGCAAUUAAAGUGUUUGGGGCAAGUGACUCCAAAACUGUUGACUGAAGCAGAUUUCUGUAAAUAAAUUGACCUGUUUGUUAACUGUUUUUAGUACUAAGAAUAAGAAUUUGUUUGGCCAGAUGUUUGCUCUCUCUUCCACACUCUUUCUAUCACUGCCUCACUGACUGCAAAAGGACAUAUUCAUCUAGUACUGGUCUGGGCACGAGCUACAGUGGAGCGCUACAGACGAGUCUAUACCUGACCCCGAAGGGCAUGAGACAGAACAGACCAUUGGCCGGGUGGGCAGCAUCCACCACAACCUAAUACAAGUUAUUGCAAGUUUUAGUUAUUGAGUGUUAAAAAUUGACUUUGAGAUUUAAGUUUGAAAAGAAGUAAAAACAUAACUAUAAGAAAGAGUAAAAGUUAAAGGGGGUGAGAAAGCAAGAGAGAGAAUGUAAGUAUACUGCUUCAGUUUCCAUAACCCAGAUUUUAGUGAGUUUGGCAAGUGCAUAGAUGUAUAUAUAUCUAUGAGGUAAGUCAGAGUAGUCUAUUUCUCUGCCUCCGUCAUUGAUCUUAGUGAUGGACAGAUGAUUUCAUCUAGACACAAGGUUAUUUCCAAGUCUAAAUUAAUCUUUUUUAUCACAUUCAUAAUGAAUGUAGAUCUGCACUACAAAAUCUGUAAACAUGUGCUACAGCCCUUCAUUUACCAUUUGUGACUAUUGUUGAUUUGUUGCUCUAGAAAAAUCAAAGCAAGCAAAAACACACUAUAGUGAUCUGUGAUUUUUUUUUUCUGGAAGUUUCUAGUGGUGUUGAACAAUUCAAAAAGCACAAUAUAUGAAUCACCUCUACAUUUGUGUCUCAUUCUUGGUAAUGAGAAUUGUGUAUUUUGUAAAAAUUAUAUUGGUGGAUUUGCACCACUUCCCUGGCUUGUGAGCUUAUUGGAUAUUAUGGUUCUCCAAGAAGCAUUUUGCAAGCUACUCUACGAGCAGGAAAACAAUAACAACUCAUGUCUGUUUGGUUCAUCCUGACCGAAAUUGUGGUGUGGACAUUUACGGCCUUGCUUGCAGUUUUUCAACUUGAUUGAGAAAGCUGAGAGUGACUACGUACUUAUGUGUUUCAUCAUCCCAUUUGUCAGUCUUUAAACUUAACAUUUGCAUGUUGUGUUGUGUGCAUCCAUAUAUGUGUUCUUAUUAUUGUCUGUGUUCUUAUUAUUCUUUCUCUCACCUGCGGGUGGUGCACAUAUGAUCUAUAUAUGCUUUGACCCUUUAUUACAUUGUAAUUUGUUUUUAUUUGUGUACAGCAGAUUGAGACUAUUCUGUAGUAGAGGAAUGUGCUGUAUAAAUAUGCUUAUUAUUAUUAUAUCUAAUGCAAUGAAACUGCAACCGGUGUAAAAAUAUAAGUUGUGCAGUAAUAUAAUACACGAGGCAAUCAUAUGAUCUCAAAUUUUUAUUAAAAAAAUCUUUGUAAUUCUU